Peromyscus californicus insignis is the source of this 2345-nucleotide messenger RNA. RefSeq names its product fms related receptor tyrosine kinase 3 ligand (gene Flt3lg). The record is from RefSeq and is a predicted model, not a curated record. Gene Ontology annotation, cellular component: cell surface; membrane. The coding region runs from base 115 to 1005 and encodes 296 amino acids. Gene Ontology annotation, molecular function: receptor tyrosine kinase binding; cytokine activity. Lineage: Eukaryota; Metazoa; Chordata; Mammalia; Rodentia; Cricetidae. The transcript has 8 exons. Gene Ontology annotation, biological process: positive regulation of cell population proliferation.
GGUGAAUGGCUUUCCAGGUCCCCGAGGGGCGGUCCCAGGGUCCCCACUCCCGGGCCGAGGGAGCAGGGUGGGGGCCUGGGGAGGAUUCUGGGGACCGGUUUCUUAGAAGGGAAGAUGACUUUUCACCGUCACUGGGGCUCAUGCAGGAAGCCCGAGGGAGCAGGAGGCGGAAACGUGCCCACAUCAAGGGCGGCAGGACGGGGCGGAGGGGUACAGGGGCGAGCGCAGAAGGGGCUGCAGGGUGCGAGGCCUGCCCUUCUGUCCCUUCCAAGACCCUGCCACAGGCAUGAGGGGUCUCCGGCCGAGAUGACAGUGCUGGUGCCAGCCUGGAGCCCCAAUCCUUCGCUGCUGCUGCUGCUGCUGCUGCUGAGCCCGUGCCUGCGGGGCACACCUGACUGCUACUUCAGCCACAAUCCCAUCUCCUCCAACUUCAAAGUGAGGAUCGGAAAGCUGACUGACUACCUGCUUAAAGAUUACCCAGUCACGGUGGCCAUCAACCUUCAGGACGAGAAACACUGCAAGGCUUUGUGGAGCCUCUUCCUGGCCCAGCGCUGGAUGGAGCAACUGAAGACUGUGGCAGGGACCGAAAUGCAAGAGCUCCUGGAGGCCGUCAACACCGAGAUACAUUUCGUCAGGUCAUGCGCCUUCCAGCCUCUCCCAGAAUGUCUUCGCUUCGUCCAGACCAACAUCUCCCACCUCCUGCAGGACACCUGCACGCAGCUGUUGGCUCUGAAACUCUGUAUGGGGAAGGCCUGCCAGAAUUUCUCUAGGUGCCUGGAGGUGCAAUGUCAGCCAGACUCGUCUACCCUGCUGCCCCCAAGGAGUCCUAUCGCCCUAGAAGGCACCAAGCUUCCAGAACCUCCGUCCAGCCAGCUCUUGCUGCUGCUGCUGCUGCUGCUGCCUCUCACGCUUGUGCUCCUGGCCGCUGCCUGGGGCCUUCGCUGGCAAAGGGCACGAAGGAGGACGGCGCUCCGCCCUGGGGUGCCCCUCACCUCCCAUCCCUAGGAUAUGACACUUGUGCGGCAUUGACUCAGCCGGGGCUUAUCUCGGGUCUCAUGUAGCCCCAUCUGACUUGGAACUUGCUGUGUAGACCAGGCUGGCGUGAAACUCAAGAGAUCCACCUGCCUCUCCCUCCUCAAUGAUAGGAUUAAAGGUGUGUGUCACCAUGCCUGGCUGUAAGACUCCCUUUGGAAAAACCAAAACCAAAACCAAACCAAACCAAACCAAAAAAACAAAAUCUGGGAGCAGAUUUUGUGGUGCAAGGUCUCUGCACCCUGGAGAAGAGGCAGAAGGGUCAGGAUUCUGGGUUAUCUCCUGGUACAUAGAAACUCCAGGCUAACCUAAAGGGGUGGAGUGGGGGAGGGACGGGUGAGGAGGGGAGAGUGUAGCUCAGUGGUAAGCGGCUUUGCUGAAAAGGGAUGGGGGCGUGGCUCAACGGUAGAGUGCUGUCGUCGGACAGACCAUUGAUGAUCCAGUGUUACAGAGGAGGAGACUGAGGCCAAGCAGGAGUCACGUGACAGACGUUGCACAGCCUGGACACAGGGAAAGUUGGGUGGAGGCUGGCCCCCUCUUGGACCUCGCUGCCCCUCCAGCUCUCUCCCUAGGAUGAAGUCAACAUCAGAAACCAGCAAAAGCCCUAAUCACCCCACUCUGUACAAAGUCUUUGCCCCCAUGAACUUGGAUAUAAAUGGUUUUUACCAGCUCGUCCGGACCUAUCUGUGGACGGGACAGGGCGUGCGUGGGCUGUUUUAGGUUUCAGGAUCCUGGUUUUGCAGUGCUUGGUGAUGUAAUCCCAGCUCUCCAGAAGCUGAGGCAGGAUCUCAAGUUUUUAAGGCCAGCCUGGAUUGCAGAACUCCUAUGUCAAAAGCCAAAACCAACGACAAAAGGUUCUGUUUGUUUUCUGAGGCCUCCAAUGGCCCAGAAUCAUCACUGAGAAAUGCUCCCUGGAGCCCUGAUGGGAGGCAGGAGCAGCCCAAAUUCCCCAAGGCCAUGGCCGCAAAGUGUUGGAGCUUCCAGGAGGAAUCGACUCAGGCUGGGAUGUUUGGGAAGGUUCUCUAGAGAAAACGAGUUACGGAGACUGCCCAAUUUACUUGUCUGGCUAGUUUUCUGGGGGAGGGUAUCUCACAUAACGUGCACAGCUGAUGCAGAGGCCUUUGGACACAGACGCAGGUGGGUGUGGCUCGGGAACCUGGAAGUCCUUCCUUCCCCCAACUCCUCCGUCUUGGGUAACUAACUACACCUGUUUAAUAUUCACAAACUCCUAGACUCAGAAAAGGCCUGCAGUUGUCUUGCACACCGUGAGGUUGAAGGGAGGGAACGCAAACCGCUACACUUCUACCGCAAAC